This is a messenger RNA of Lytechinus pictus (painted urchin), 1195 nucleotides long. RefSeq names its product putative gamma-glutamylcyclotransferase CG2811. The record is from RefSeq and is a predicted model, not a curated record. NCBI's taxonomy places the organism in Eukaryota, Metazoa, Echinodermata, Echinoidea, Temnopleuroida, Toxopneustidae. The transcript has 3 exons. Bases 30 to 572 code for a protein of 180 amino acids. Gene Ontology annotation, cellular component: cytosol. Gene Ontology annotation, molecular function: gamma-glutamylaminecyclotransferase activity.
ACCAUUCGACCAUAAAGGAAUCUCUUAUCAUGUUGUCGAACCGACUGUUCUUGUAUGGAACUAUUAAAUCAGACCAACCCAAUCAUUCGUUUAUUCCAAAGGAAGAUCCACAAAGCUGUCGAUUUCUUGGCACGGGAAAGACCGAGACAAAAUGGCCGCUGGUGAUCGCAACAAAAUACAAUUUUCCAUUUCUCUUGGACUGUGAAGGGGAAGGCUACAAGGUCGAAGGCGAAGUGUAUGAGAUGGAUAAUGGUCUCCUUUCCUAUAUCGACGAAAAAGAAGGUUAUCCAGAUCACUACGCUCGUCGUCAGGUCAACAUCGUCUUGGACAAGAUGGCGGAUGACCCCGAGCCAAACACCUCAAAGACAUUGAGGUGUUGGUUUUAUCUCUUACCUAGGUUUAGCCCAUCUGUACUGGCACUCGAAAAAUACAAGAGUUACGACAGCUAUGGCGCCCACGGCAAGCAAUGCAUCGAGGUAUACGACCACAAGAUAAAGGAAUGGGUAGAGCCCAUUGAGAAAGUGCAUAGAGAGAUUGCACUUUUACAUGGAACUGAUGAAAAAUGCAACUAAAGCCAUUCGGCCGACAAUUCAUUUUCUGGUUGUUUAUGAUGUUCGGCACUGUGGUAAUUCGAUCAUAUUGAUAUUUUAUUGCAUCUUAAUGCACACUGUACUGUAGCUCUUCAUUAGGGGACACGUCACAGUAACAAAAUGGUGACAUAUUUUGCACAAGCAUUUAGACUUUACGCCAUCAUAGUGAGAAAUAAUAGCUGGAAUUUACUUAACAUUUUUUUUAGUUCUUUGUUAGAGACAAUAGUAGAGCCAGUAAUGGCACUCGUUGCGUCGACUGUAUUUAUGCGAAGAUAUGAAUCUUACUUUGUCUUUUGUAGUUUCGCUUGUUUUAUUUUCGAAGGGUUGAAAAUCGUUUGUUACGAAAAGUUAUUGUAUGCAGCAUUGAUUAAAGCUAUUUAAAAACAUUUUUGUGUUAAAAAAUCUUUCUCAUCCUACACGAAUAUUCCUUUAAUUCUACAACUACAAGAUAUGAAUCUGCCGGUAUAUAUACACUCGGCAAAAAAGUUAUUGGACACUUAUAAAAGUUAAAAUAUUCCAUAUAGAUAUUUGAUUAAAGGCAAAUUAUUGUAUGCCAACAUGACCAGACAAUAUUCCUCUUCCAGUAUGACAUGACAUUUUCAGGU